This is a messenger RNA of Budorcas taxicolor (takin), 1025 nucleotides long. RefSeq names its product prefoldin subunit 4 (gene PFDN4). Bases 308 to 769 code for a protein of 153 amino acids. The transcript is spliced from 4 exons. NCBI's taxonomy places the organism in Eukaryota, Metazoa, Chordata, Mammalia, Artiodactyla, Bovidae. The record is from RefSeq and is a predicted model, not a curated record. Gene Ontology annotation, biological process: protein folding. Gene Ontology annotation, cellular component: cytoplasm; prefoldin complex.
CCACGUUUAGUUUUGUCUUUCCCCAAAGCCCACCUUUUACCCUACUAAGCAAGCAAAGCGCCUGUUCAGGGCUUAUCGCUCGGUAAGUCUACCGAUGCUUGCUACCCGCGUAGAAAGAAACUGACACGGAGACGGGCAGGGCAGAGAGACCAGCUGCUGCACGGAGGCUGUGCUGUGCGCCGGUCUGAGCACAUUCCACACGUUGUGUUAGUCUUCUGUUCCUUUCAAGGUUAUGCUGCGUUUAUUUUUAUUUUGCAAGGGAAGAACUUGAGCCACAGAGGCAAGGUUAGGGUUGAAAUAAAUAAACAUGGACGUUCAUCCUCCAGAGGCCGUGCGUUUAACUUCCAUGGUGUCUGAUGCGAGUCCGCUGGCUGAAGGCACUGGCUCCGCUGCAGAAGAUGUCAAUGUCACUUUUGAGGAUCAACAAAAGAUAAACAAAUUUGCACGGAAUACAAGUAGGAUCACAGAGCUGAAGGAAGAAAUAGAAGUAAAAAAGAAACAACUCCAGAAUUUAGAAGAUGCCUGUGAGGACAUCAUGCUUGCAGAUGACGACUGCUUAAUGAUACCUUAUCAGAUUGGCGAUGUUUUCAUUAGUCAUUCUCAAGAAGAAACACAAGAAAUGUUAGAAGAAGCCAAGAAAAAUUUGCAAGAAGAAAUUGACGCCUUAGAAUCCAGAGUGGAAUCAAUUCAGCGGGUGUUAGCAGAUUUGAAAGUUCAGUUAUAUGCAAAAUUUGGAAGUAACAUAAACCUUGAAGCUGAUGAAAGUUAAACAUUUUAUAAAAUUUUUUUAAUUUGUUUAAUAAACUUGAAUAUUGUUUAAAAUGAUAAUUUCCCUUCUUCAAAUGAAAUGGAAAGCAAAACUUUUUUUUAAAUUUUCAUUUAUUUAAUGGAAACUUGCCUAUUUUCACGUCUUGCUUAUUUAUUUUAUAUUUUUAAAAGAAGACAGUAUUCAUCUAUGUAUUUUGCAGAACAAUUAUAUCAAGUGUAGGGGCUUCGUGUCAUGUUAUUAAAAUCAGUUAAGCAGA